Syzygium oleosum is the source of this 814-nucleotide messenger RNA. RefSeq lists its product as uncharacterized. The coding region runs from base 139 to 627 and encodes 162 amino acids. NCBI's taxonomy places the organism in Eukaryota, Viridiplantae, Streptophyta, Magnoliopsida, Myrtales, Myrtaceae. The transcript has 4 exons. Gene Ontology annotation, biological process: protein folding; protein stabilization; protein import into mitochondrial matrix. The record is from RefSeq and is a predicted model, not a curated record. Gene Ontology annotation, cellular component: mitochondrion. Gene Ontology annotation, molecular function: protein-folding chaperone binding; zinc ion binding.
AAAUUCACUGGCGGAGAAAGAAGUAGGCCGCCAUCAAAAGAGCGUUUGUUCCCCUUUCCGCCGGCGGCGCAAAGAGCAGCAGGAGCACACUUUGCAAGCGCAACGCCGCCAGAAAAAGAGCUCGCGCAAAUCCCUCCAAUGGCGGCAACGGUCACUAACGGUCACCCGCCGACCGUUAACUCUCUCCCCUCUUCCCGACAAGGCCUCCAUCGACCCUCUUCCUCCUCCUCGUACCGUCCUCUUUGGCCUCCGAGGGACAAGCCUACCCUCGCCUCCUCCAGGUUGCGCUUCUCGCUCCCGGCGGUUGGACCGAGAAAGCGAGGAUCGAGCUUGCCUUUGGUGUUCUGCUCGUCUGAGGGUGAAUCCGAGACGGACCCGGAAUCGCCCCCGAGUGAUUCGACCGUGCGUCUACAGCUUAAUUUGGAACACCCGAGGAGAAGAUUGGUUGUACAAUUCACUUGUAAUGAAUGUGGUGAAAGAACACAAAGGCUCGUUAAUAAGUUAGCCUAUGAACGAGGUCUUAUAUUUGUACAGUGUGCUGGUUGUCUUCGGCAUCACAAGUUAGUAGACAAUCUUGGCCUCGUAGUGGACUAUGACUUGCGAGAAGAAAUUGAGAUGGAGCAAUAAAGAUCAAGCCUGUUGAAGUUCAAAAUGGCGAGGACCUCUCCAUGCUGUACUUACUUUUGUUGAAUCGACUGACUUUGUGAAGGUCUUGUUUUGAAUGAAAAAAGAAUUGUCCAAUAGUAUGUCAUUGUGUAGAAAGAAUACAAAAAUGCCUUACAAUUCUUGAUCAUAUUUUCUUUUAUUUGUUCUA